Apodemus sylvaticus (European woodmouse) is the source of this 2118-nucleotide messenger RNA. It is a transcript of the gene Trmt9b, whose product is annotated as tRNA methyltransferase 9B (putative). Gene Ontology annotation, biological process: tRNA wobble uridine modification. The record is from RefSeq and is a predicted model, not a curated record. Gene Ontology annotation, cellular component: nucleus; cytoplasm. The coding region runs from base 192 to 1535 and encodes 447 amino acids. Gene Ontology annotation, molecular function: S-adenosylmethionine-dependent methyltransferase activity; tRNA binding. Lineage: Eukaryota; Metazoa; Chordata; Mammalia; Rodentia; Muridae. The transcript is spliced from 4 exons.
CAGAUUCUCUUCAGAGACUCACACUGAGUGGCAGAUCGUGUGAAGGGCAAAGGAUCAGGCUCCUUGACUUGAUUCCUCAUUCUUGAUAUAUUGAAAGAGUCCUCGAGAAGCAACUGUUCCUCUCUGAGGAAGGAAACUGGCCUGAUUUACCAAAACAAGAAGUAAUCUACGUGAGCCCAAGAUGAGUCAGGAUGGACCCUGAAGCUGUGCAGCUGGAGAAGCGGCAUGUGCACAGUGUGUACGAGAGCACGGCCCCCUACUUCAGUGACCUGCAAACCAAAGCCUGGCCGCGCGUCCGCCAGUUCCUGCAGGACCAGAAGCCAGGCAGCCUCAUCGCCGACAUCGGCUGUGGAACUGGAAAGUAUCUUAAAGUGAAUAGCCAAGUUCAUACUCUGGGCUGUGACUACUGCGGGCCUCUGGUAGAGAUUGCCCGGAAUAGAGGGGGUGAAGUCAUGGUGUGUGACAACCUUAAUCUCCCCUUUAGGGACCAGGGCUUCGAUGCCAUCAUCUCCAUAGGAGUCAUACAUCAUUUUUCUACAAAAGAAAGAAGAAUUAGAGCAAUAAAGGAAAUGGCCAGGGUCUUAGCUCCUGGUGGCCGGCUGAUGAUUUAUGUUUGGGCGAUGGAACAGAAGAACCGGCACUUUGAGAAACAGGAUGUGCUUGUGCCAUGGAACAGGGCGCUCUGCUCCCGGCUGCUGUCAGAAUCCCACCAGUCAUGGGGCCAUCAGUGUGGGCAUCCCAUGAGCCAAGGCUACGAGGGCCCUGCUUCCGCUUGCCGCUGUGCUGUGUGUUUUAAGGGCAGAUGUGACUCCAAGCGGUCCCACAGCAUGGACUAUGGUCCUGCGGUGGCCAGAACCUGCUGCGAAGCUAUUUCAAAGGAAGGAGAGGAAGAGAACGGAUUAUAUAGCAAUUUUGGAAAAUCCUUUCGCUCUUGGUUUUUUUCCAGGUCUUUGGAUGAAUCAACCCUGAGAAAGCAACGUGAAAGAGUCAGGCCUGUGAAAACCCCAGAGGGUUGGACCAAUAGCGCUGUGUCCCGCCAGCCUUCCAGACAGCCUGGCUUAGACUUACAUGCUCAGGAGCGGUUUUUAACAAAAGGAGCGAACUUUGAUGAGGUGUUCAUGGACACAUCUUCUCAAAGACACUUGGACUGGCUGGGAACACCCGGCAAGUCAGAUGACAUCAGUGGACACAAGGGAGGAGAGAGCAGGAGGCAGGAGGGGGGCGAUUUUCUGGACAUCACUGAUACUGGGGACAGUGUGGCUGCAAGUAACGGCAGUGGGCCUUCCGCCAGAAAAACAUUAAAGAGGGUUUCUGCGUUCGAUUCCACGGACUCCAACUCAGAAGACCCAAGCUUUGUGGAAGGGCAACGGGAUGCCCCGGAUUCCAAAGCCUUCAUGCGUUACUACCAUGUGUUUCGGGAAGGUGAACUGUCCAGCCUGCUGCAGGAGAGUGUAUCUGAGCUGCAGGUUCUGAGCUCCGGCAAUGACCACGGAAACUGGUGCAUCAUUGCAGAAAAAAAGAGGAGCUGGGAUUAACUACAUCCCUCAAGGCAGAGGCUACAAUGAUGUCCCAUCAUCUGCUCAGUGGGGCUGAUGUGGGUACCAACGGGGCUGAUGUGGAAUCAGCAGCAGCAUCCUGCUCCAUUGCUUUCAAACCCAGGUACAAGUUGGUACUUGAGCACUUUGCGGAGUCUGGCACUUAUUGCUUCUGCUACAGGAUCUGGUGAUGUUUCAAUAACAGGAUCUGAGGAGCAAUAGAAAAUGAACUUAAGUAGAGGUGUGAACUUAAUCCUCCCAAAGAUGAAAUUAUUCUAAUCUGUAUAUACCAAGCGUCAGUAUUAUCUUUUGGCUUUUAAAUAUUCUGCUCUUAAAUAUACCUUUUUAAAGCAGUAUUUUUUUUAAAUAAAUUAUGUUGGUUCUCAGGUAGUUACUUAGAUCUCUGUGGAAGGUAACAAGGACACCUGUUCUGUUACUGGGCGUGUGUUUGAGGUUUGUGGUGGGGGUGUCUUGUUUCCUGACUUUGUUGCUAACUACAUCAUGCCUUCUAGUAUUGCACAGACUCUCUAAAUGACAUGCAAACACCCUUUGGGAUGAGCAGUGUUAAUAAUUCUGUGGUCAG